AUGAAAGGAGUUGAUGAAUAUUUUGGAAAUCAAGAUGGAAAUUCCGAUCUGACUAGAAUUUAUAUUCAUUUAGGAGUGAGUGGAAAUACAAUCAUGUAUGAAAUUGAAGAGAGAGGAAAAAACGAAAAAUCAUUUAGAGUUCCUGAUGAGCAAGGAGAAGCUCCUCAAAAAGAACCAAUUAAUAAUAAUUUAUGUAUUGAUAAUUAUUUAAAUUGUAAAUUAAACGUGGAUCAGUUAGUUGAGGAAGUGAAUGAACAUCUUGAAAAUUGUAAAACUCAUAUUCCACUCUCGGAUUUAGUAUUAGAUUCUGCAAAUGAUAAGAUUAAAUAUUCUCUAAUUGUAAAAUCUACAAAAGAUGCCAUUUCAGAACAAGAAGAUAUCAGAAAAUUGGAAGAUUAUACAUCUAAUUUGGAAAAAUGUGUUUCUUUAAUAACUAAAAAUGGAAGUUUUUGCAAAAAAUCAAAUAAUGCUGGAUUAUUUAUUUGUAAUUAUUGUUACUAUUCAUCACUACAUCAUACUCAACCCAAACAUAAUUGUUAUAGCCUUUUCAUUCAUGUACCUCCACAUGAUUUAAUUAAUAUUGAUAAUCAAAUUGAAUUUGUAAAGGCUCUUGUCCAUUGCAUUGUCAAACAACUCUCCUAA
Molecule: messenger RNA, 642 nt
Organism: Naegleria gruberi
Lineage: Eukaryota; Heterolobosea; Eutetramitea; Acrasida; Naegleriidae
Exons: 1
Coding region: 1-642 (213 amino acids)
Biological process (GO): proteolysis
Source: RefSeq, a predicted model, not a curated record